AUGGCGGAGAAGCGCAAACUCCCGGCGCGCGAACGUCGAGAACCGGCAGCCAAACGACGAGUCUCCGAGGCGAUUUCCGAGAGCUCGAGCAGAAGGAAAAAAUCAACUCCUGCGUUAACCCAGGCCUCCACCCCGGUCGCUAAGCCUACACCUGAACGUCAAGCUACACCCGAACCAAUCGAAGAACCACUUCCCACAAAAGUCAAAGAGGCAGAUCCCUUGCCAACGAGGAUAAAAGCUCAGCCGUCACUUACUCUGUCCGACAAGGAAUAUCAGUCCUUUGCAGAGAGUGCCAUUCUCAGCAUCUCCCUCGACCGAUCCAAGAAAAAGUGGCUAAGCGAUGGCAUCUUCGAAAGAUAUUGGACGAAACCCAAGAAAACGAAAAGGGAGCAGCUCGAAGGCAAAAACCCUCCUAAAGAUUCGAUGACUAAAAUCGGAGCUUGCAAGAUCAUCAUCGAGCCCCAUCAUUUCGAUGGUAUGAUCUAUACCGUCAAAGAUCCCAACGCCAAACCAACCGUUCAGAUAACUGCGCCGCAACGGCAUAUCAUCCACUACGGCCCUCCGCCACCCCAAGCCGGAUACCAAUAUCAGCAUUAUGCUCCUCCGCAGCAGAUGCGACCUCCUCCAUAUCCUUAUCAAACUCCGAAUACGCAACAUGUUCCUCCGCGGGCUCCGCAGCCACCACAAUCAGUCUCUCGCCAACCGCCGGUCCAGGCACAAGGACCUCCGCCUCAGCCUGCAAAGCCGAGCCCGGACCCUGUUAUUCAAAUGCUCGCAACAAGAGCAGCUUCGGAUCCUGAAUUGAAGGCGUUGAUGAGGAUUGUGGCGUCAAGCAAAGCGACCCAGGAGCAGUUGCGCAUUUUUCAGGGUCAUAUUGACGAGCUUAAUGCCAUCAUUCGACAAAGAGAAAGACAGCAGCAGCAAUACUAUCAGCAAAACCCACAAGCACCGCGUCCUCAAUCCGCUCAGCCUCAAAAUUCGCCACCUGCUGCACCACUCACUCCGCAACAAGCCCAGAAACCUCCGCAGCAAUCGCAGACUGUGUCUACUCAAUCAACACCUGCUCCUGCGCCUUCAUCUACACCCAAGUCACCUUCAACACCGGUACCUAUAAGUAAUACCGUGAAGCCAGAGGCACCAUCACAAUCAGGAGCACAAGCAACGUCUCAAGCUAAUUCCACCAAGCAAGAAUCCCAAUCGCAACCUGCUCCUAGCACUGCUCAAUCGAGCAACACUAAUAUCGAUACCCCCACACCUAACGACACUCCUAAUAUCAAGACAGAACCUGAAAUGUCUACAACUGCUGCCGCUGCUCCCACUCCUCCUCCAGCAGCUUCAGCACCUCCAACCCCUACCCCUCCUGUGCAACCGCCGACUGUGGCGCCUAUAUCCACCCCGGCUGCUCCUUCACCAGCUCCCUACAACGCACCUAAAGUCUCGCCAGCACCUGGUUACGCUUCGGCGAACCCAUCACCACAGCCAUUGUCACCGUACCCUCCAGGUCCAUCACAGCACUCACCAUACCAUACACCUUACUACCCUACUGGACCGCCCCCUAUCAAAGCUCGCGGUGCUCCUCCAAACUAUGGCCCGUCAAACACUUAUUACCAAUCAGUGCCCGCUCCUCCGGCUCCCAAGCCACCUAUCAAGGCUGUUGUUUUUGAGUUUACUUCUCCAUUAACUCCCUACGGAAGCAGCACGUCCGGUCAUGCUGGAUCAGGUGAUCGCUAUCUGUUCCCAGAAUACACGAUUUUGGAAUAUCAAGCUGGAGGAACUGUGCUACUUGCAUCGUUCUUGCUCGUACGCAAAGUUGAUCCCAACACGAAGUUCCCGCUUGAGUUGGCGGCCGAUGCUGCCCCAAAGACUAAGAGUAAAGCAUCCAAAUCCAAGAAGAAGGAUAAAGGGAAAGCUGCAGACGAAAGCGGACCAUCCACUCCUGCUCCUGAUAACGAAGCAAGUGCGGCCGGUGCACUAACAGACGAAAAAAAGCAACCAGAAACCAACGGCACAAAGGAGGAGACACCGACAACAACAAACGUGCAACCCAAAAAGGAAGAACCAUCAAAUCUAAAAGAGUACUACCAACCCAUAACAAUGCGCUUCUACAGCAGCAAACCUGCAACCCUAGAACCACUAUCCCGCAUCGUCAAACCCGCCGCCGAAGUCCGUAAAUAUAUGGAAGAAAUAAUGGAACGAGCCGAGCGUGCGCCUGCUGGGUUCUUGCCGUUUCGUUUACCGCGCGAAAAGCCUCUUGAGAUUGUCGAUGAAGCGGAUGCCUCAGCUGCCGUUGCCGCUGAGGACGCGAAAUCGAAAUCCAGGGAUGAAAGUCUUGCCAUCGCGACUCCGCGGGACGGAGAAGAUGGCGGUGACGCUGCUGCUGUAGAGGAUGUGGGGCAGGAGGAUUUGGAGUUUUUAUUGAAGGAUUAUUAUGAUGCGCCUAGUGGGCUUGUGCCUAUACGAGCUUGA
Molecule: messenger RNA, 2466 nt
Organism: Talaromyces amestolkiae
Lineage: Eukaryota; Fungi; Ascomycota; Eurotiomycetes; Eurotiales; Trichocomaceae
Exons: 2
Coding region: 1-2466 (821 amino acids)
Biological process (GO): chromatin remodeling
Cellular component (GO): Swr1 complex
Molecular function (GO): ATP-dependent H2AZ histone chaperone activity
Source: RefSeq, a predicted model, not a curated record